AUGGUGGCCUCAAGAAACGGGUCGCUUGCAGGCUCACUCCUGCUUGCGGCGGCCAAUCUUCUAAUACCGCUGUCUAUUCUCGUUUUCGCCACUGGAUUUUUCCCGUAUAAACCUUUUCUUCCUGGUCUGGCGGAAUUCGAGCCUCUCGAGUACGGACCUCCGCCCAAGGCGCCUUUUGAUAGACUCGUAUUUAUGGUGGUUGAUGCGCUGCGGAGCCUCAUUCGAGAUGGCAGUGCCAUUCCCUUUACAGCAAAUGCUCGAUCACCAACCGUGACGAUGCCUAGAAUCAAGGCCAUCACAACUGGAUCGAUUCCUUCUUUUGUUGACCUUAUUCUCAAUUUUGAUGAAGCUGACACCUCUUCGACAUUGGCUGCCCAAGACACAUGGCUGUCCCAGCUCAAGGCCAAAGACACGGGCAAGCUUCUCAUGUAUGGCGAUGAUACGUGGCUCAAACUGUUUCCCGAAACGUUUGAUCGUCAUGACGGAACCUCUAGCUUUUUUGUCGCUGACUUUACAGAGGUGGACAAUAACGUGACGAGACACAUCAAUGAUGAGCUCGAGAAGGACGAUUGGAGCUUGAUGGUUCUACACUACCUUGGCCUGGAUCACAUUGGCCACAAGUCGGGACCAAGAAGCACGCACAUGCCUGGUAAGCAGCGUGAGAUGGAUGGCAUCAUCCACCAGCUGUUUAAGGCCCUCGAAACCAAGAGCCACCUACAGUCGACGCUGCUUGUUGUUUGCGGUGAUCACGGUAUGAACGAUGCAGGCAAUCACGGAGCAUCAUCUCCUGGAGAAACAUCGCCCGCCCUGGUCUUCAUGGCGCCCAAACUCAAGGAAAUAUCGUCCAGAUAUCCAGCCCCCGCGCAGCCCAAAAACGAGUACGACUACUAUUCCAUGGUUGAGCAAUCCGACAUCUCGCCGACUCUUGCCGCGCUAUUAGGGUUCCCCAUCUCAAAGAACAACCUUGGGGCGUUUAUCCCGGAAUUCUUGCCGUUUUGGCCGAACUCGAGAGACAAGGUACAGAUUCUCAUUCGCAAUGCAAGACAGAUCCUUAAUAUUGUCACUGCGGCGUUUGGAGGCGACCUCUUUGAUGCUCAGGCGCCUGUUGACCCUUGCGCCUCCACAUCUACAGAUGUUGAUGAAUUAGCCUGCGAGUGGCGCAAGAUCAAUUCGGAAGCGGCUUCUCAGGCUAAUGCGAAAGAGAUCGACCAGGCGUGGCUCUUAGCUACGUCUGCUUGGAUUCGCAAGGCCCAAGACCUGAUGAGCAGUAUGGCGUCCAACUAUGACCUGUCGAGAUUGUCUCUCGGUCAGGCACUGUCGGUUGCUGCCGUGAUUGCUAGUGUUGCAAGUUUGGGCCUACAAGGCUUCUGCCAGGCGGGAUUUUUGUUGCCACUGUUCCUGCUUGCGGCGUCUUAUGGUCCUAUGAUGUUUGCUAGUAGCUAUGUGGAAGAAGAACAUCACUUCUGGUACUGGACAUCCACUAUAUGGCUGGCUUAUCUCGGUGUUAAGGAGGUUCAAAGAUCUUCACGGCUCUCUUCGAUCUCAAGCCAUGUAGUGGCUUUGGCUGCCCUGAGACUCAUCCGAAGCUGGAACCAAACGGGCCAGAAGUUCGCUGGUGAACCAGACACUGUCAAGACAUUCCUCAUUCCUAACCCUGAAAUUCUUUGGGCGCUCAUCACCUUGGUAUACGUCAUGGUGACUUUCCAGACUCUUCAGAGCGUAUCUGGCCUGCCCUAUAUCCUGGCUACUUCUUUGAUGCCGGCUGUCUUCUUGUCAACGUUUACUUUUAAGCUCGCUUUUACUGCUGAGGAUGCGCCUGAAUUGGUGGUGGGAUUUGCUCGCGACCUCUUGGACAUCUUCCAAGGCCCAUCUCUUAUUUUUAGAGCAAGGAUCAUCUUCGGACUGCUCGCAGUGUUGUACGGCUUCGCUAUAUAUCGGGCAAAGACCGGAGGGCCUCGAGCCUCCCAGUCGUCUGUCGAACUGGUCCACCAUCUAUGCACCCUCCUUGCAAUGACCCAAUCCCGCGCCACAAACAUCCCCCUAUUCCUCCUCUCCAGCAUCAUCCUCCAAACUCUCCAAUCAACCAAACUCUCCAUCGCCGAAAUCACAGCAACGUCCAUCGUCCUCCAGUACACAACCUUCUUCGCCUUUGGCGGCUCCAACGCAAUCUCCUCCGUCGACCUCUCCAGCGCCUACAACGGCAUCAGCGGCUUCAACGUCAUCGCCGUCGGCGCACUCACCCUCGUCAGCAACUGGGCGGGUCCCAUCUUCUGGACGUCGGCGACGAAUCUGCUUCUUCUGCAGAAAUACAGACAGGGACGCACGGAUGCGUUCAAGAAUCAUCUGAUUCUGAUGACGAUUUUUGUGUCGAUGAGUGUGGCGUUUGUGAUUGCGGCGUGUACGGCGCUGAGAACGCAUUUGUUCAUUUGGACUGUGUUUUCGCCAAAGUAUUUGUAUUGCAUGGCGUGGAGCCUGGGGCAGCAUUUGUUGAUUAAUGUUGGCUUUGGAAGCUUUUUGUUCUGGGUGGGCAUUUGA
This is a messenger RNA of Trichoderma virens Gv29-8, 2535 nucleotides long. RefSeq lists its product as uncharacterized. Bases 1 to 2535 code for a protein of 844 amino acids. Lineage: Eukaryota; Fungi; Ascomycota; Sordariomycetes; Hypocreales; Hypocreaceae. Gene Ontology annotation, biological process: GPI anchor biosynthetic process. The transcript has 5 exons. The record is from RefSeq and is a predicted model, not a curated record. Gene Ontology annotation, cellular component: endoplasmic reticulum membrane.